Messenger RNA from Mangifera indica (mango), 2123 nucleotides. Its product is annotated as protein LTV1 homolog. Gene Ontology annotation, cellular component: nucleus; cytosol; preribosome, small subunit precursor. Lineage: Eukaryota; Viridiplantae; Streptophyta; Magnoliopsida; Sapindales; Anacardiaceae. The transcript has 5 exons. Gene Ontology annotation, biological process: ribosomal small subunit export from nucleus; ribosomal small subunit biogenesis. The coding region runs from base 84 to 1646 and encodes 520 amino acids. The record is from RefSeq and is a predicted model, not a curated record.
GAACGUUGAUGGUUUGGGAGUUAAAGUUUUGAAAGGGUUUUAUACCAAAAGACUUCCAUAACCGAACUUCUCCAUUCCAUCAAAUGGGCAAGAAGAAGAAAUUUAUCGACAAAAAGAAAGCGGCAACCUUCCAACUACUGGCCCGUGACUCCUCUGAUCCGUAUUUUGAUGACACGCCUGGCAACGACCGAGUCUUCGUUCGACUCGACAACAAUCCCUACUCGUUAGAUGUCCUUGAAGAAAACCACGACGAUUCCAAUUCUAUAUUCGCCGACGCAGCCGAGGACGACGGCGACGACGAACUUGAGAUUAGGGGCGCCUCAACGGCAUCCUUGCCAGAGCACAUUAGGAGAGAAAUUUUGGAGCUAGGGUUUCCUGAUGACGGCUAUAAUUAUCUAACUCAUUUAAGGGAGAUUAAAAACACCGGCGGUGGUUCUGCUUUUUAUCAUAACCCUAAGUUUAGGCUCGACCAGCUCCCGCGUGACGUCAAGGCUUAUGAUGCUUCAAGAGUGCAAAUUUCUCAAGUUAAAAGCGAGGCAAAUGAUAACUCGAUUUAUAGUGUUGCGUCAAAGACAUUUGGUGUCAGGGUUCCAAAAGCCAUUGAUCCUGAAGUGGAUGCCUUGCUGGAUGAUAGUGAUUUAUCACGGUUUGGUUCUGAUGUUGAGGACUUGGAAGAGGAUUUCAUUGUCCAAGCAAAUUAUUCUGAAGAAGUGGCUGAUUUGGAGAUUGAUAAGAAGUUGAAUCUGGUGGAUGAAUCUAAAGUGGUAACGAAAGAUGACUCUGUUAGUUUUUUUCAUCAAGAAAAUGUAGUUGGAGAAAGGAAAAGUGCACUGGAGGAAGAAGAAAAUGAUUUUGUUGCUGACAAGCCACGUGUUCGCCGUCUUCUUGAUGAGCAGUUUGAUUUGCUUGAAUGCCAAGAAUAUGGUACUGACAGUGACGAUGAUUAUGGUGGUUAUGAUGUUGAAGAAGAAGAAUCUCUUGCAAACAAGCUCAAAAGUGUCCUUACCGACCGUGUGGCAGAGGACUUUGAACUUUAUGACAAAUAUGAAGCUCCGGCUGAUAUAUUGCAUGUUAAUGAUAUUCCAAAGGGUAAAGAAGCACAGGACUCUGCAGCUGAUAUUAUACGUCGUUGUGUGGAAUAUGCAGAAAAGUAUGAAAAUGAAAGUGAAAAUGAAGACGACAAAGUUGUUGUGCAGGAAAGUAGUGAUGAAUUGGAAGAGUGGGAUUGUGAGACUAUCAUUACUACAUAUUCAAAUCUUGAUAACCACCCUGGGAAAAUUGGAGCACCAGAAAUAGCAAGAAAGAAGAAGUUGGCAGAAACUGUCUCUGCAGCCUUGAAUGCAAACAAUCAUGUCAUAUCCCUUAAAGGAAAAGAGAAGCUUCCUGUAGAAUUUUUGCCUCAUGGCCAAAAAGCUGCUACAGAAAAAAUGAAGGUCAUGGGUAGCUUGAAAAGUGAACAGUUGAAGAGGAAGCAACAUGGUCAGGAAUCAAAGGAGGAGAAGAAAGAACGGAAGACUGCUGUCAAGCAGGAGAGACGUGAAGCUCGGCAAGCAAAAAAAGAGAUGAAGGGGUUGUAUCGCGGUGAAGCACAGCGAGCACAAAAAGUCGCCGCUAUAUCUGGCCCAUCAUCCAUUCGUCUGAUGUAGAGUUUGAUACCAGUUUAUUGUUUAAGUCAGUAUGGUCUUCUAGCCUCUUUCUUUUUUAUCAUCGAUGCAAUUGGACCGUAACAGCUUUAAUUGGAACAUCUGAGAGGUAAUGCACCAAAGAUUACACAUUCCUGAUUGUCUUCCAUUGCACAGAAGAGCAUGCGGCAAGAUUAAAUUCUCUUGCAGAGUUUUAAAUUUUGUUGUAUUAAUUUUGGAACAUUAAUUUCUUUGUCUUCGUUUAUCAAAUCAUUGGCUUUUUCAAAGACUUGCAAUGGAUAAGUAGAAGUUGAAUUGGUGCAAGGCAUCAGUGAGUCGGCCACAUACAUUUUUAUCCCUGGACAUAUGCUAAGUUUGUUUUUACGGUGGUAUACAUAUUGGUCUUAUUCUACGGUUGUAGGCUUACUUCCUUGCCAUGCGGCCCAGGGCCUUUAUUGGGUGUAUAUAUCCCUGUUGUUAGAAAGGAAAGUGUUUCGGUUC